This is a messenger RNA of Vicia villosa (hairy vetch), 3651 nucleotides long. RefSeq names its product pentatricopeptide repeat-containing protein At4g01570-like. Gene Ontology annotation, molecular function: protein binding. Lineage: Eukaryota; Viridiplantae; Streptophyta; Magnoliopsida; Fabales; Fabaceae. Bases 215 to 2596 code for a protein of 793 amino acids. The transcript has a single exon. The record is from RefSeq and is a predicted model, not a curated record.
UCCCGUUUAAAGCAAGCAAUGCUCUGUAUGAACACACUCUCUAGACUCAAUCUUAAAAAAAGAAAAUUUGACAAGACAACCUUAAAUCAAGGUUAGUUGUUCCGACAGAAAACCUUAAAAAAGACGAGAACACCGUACACCAGAGUUCGCCAUUGAUGAUUUACACAAGAACGCGAGAGAAAAAUUGAUCACGGUUUCACUCCGAACAGGAACAAUGAAAUCAUCAUCAAAAUCUCCACUUUCAACCCUAACCCAAGUCUCAGAACUCCUCACAGUAGCAUCCAUAACCAAAACCCUCUCCAAAACCCCACAAACCCUAACCCAACUCACCACCACAACCAACAACAAACCCCUCCUCACCCAAACCCUACUCCUCAAAAUCCUCUCUAACCCAUCCCUCCACAUUUCCCACAAACUCAAUCUCUUCAAUUCCCACACCACCCCUCAUUCCUCAUCCACCUUCUCCCUUAUCCUCCACAGCCUCUGCAAACCCACCACCCCUCUUCCCAUCCUCCACCAACACCUCCCUCAGCUCCUCCACUCCAUGAAACAAACCGGUAUCGCCUUCAAUUCGAACUCAUUCAACAAUCUCCUCAGUUUCCUCAUCAAAUUCUCUCAUAACAACAGUAAAAAUUUCCACUUUGUUAUUGAUAUUUUGGAUUAUAUUCAGACGCAAAAGCUUCAUCCUUUAGGUACUACACCUUUUAUUUACAACUCUCUGCUUAUUGCUUCCUUAAAAAACAAUCAAAUUCACCUUGCUUUAUCUGUUUUCAAUAGUCUUUUAUCACUUGAGAAUUCAUCGGAUUUGAAUUCGGUUAUUGUUGGUUCUUCGAAUUACUUGCUUUCGGCUCUUAGGAAAGCCCGGAUGAAGAAAGAGUUUCGAAAUGUGUUUGAUAGUUUGAGGGGAAGGGAAAGUUUUGAUUUUGAUUCAUGGGGGUAUAAUAUUUGUAUUCAUGCUUUUGGUUCUUGGGGGGAUUUGGUUACUUCGAUGAAGCUUUUUAAUGAGAUGAAGGAGGAUAAGAAUUUGUUUGGGCCUGAUAUGUGUACUUAUAAUACCGUUUUGUCGAUUCUUUGUAAGAUUGGGAGGAUUGAUGAUGCGAUUGUUGUGUGGGAGGAGCUUAAAGGGUGUGGUUAUGAACCGGACGAGUUUACUUACAGGACUCUCGUUCGGGGUUGUUGUAGGAGUUGUAGAAUGGAUGAGGGUGUGAGGAUUUUUAAUGAGAUGAAGGAUAAUGGGUUUCGUCCGGGUGUGAUUGUGUAUAAUUGUGUUUUGGAUGGGUUUUUUAAGGUUGGGAAGGUUAAUGAAGCGUGCGAGAUGUUUGAGAGAAUGAGUCGAGAAGGGGUGAAAGCUUCGCGUUGGAGUUAUAAUAUUCUGAUUCACGGGCUUAUGAAGAAUGGGAGAUCGGAAGCUGGUUAUACGCUUUUUUGUGACCUGAAAAAGAAAGGUCAGUUUGUGGAUGGGAUUAGUUACAGCAUUGUUGUGCUGCAGCUUUGUAAAGAGGGUCAUUUGGAAGAGGCUUUGGAGUUGGUGGAGGAAAUGGAAGCUAGAGGCUUUUCUGUUGACCUUGUUACGAUAACAUCUCUAUUGGUCGGUAUUCAUAAGUAUGGUCGUUGGGAUUGGACGGAUAGGCUCAUCAAACAUGUUAGGGAAGGGGAUCUGUUACCUGGUGUUCUUAGGUGGAAGGCUGGAAUGGAAGCUUCUAUCAAUAACUUGCAUUCCAAGGAAAAGGAUUACUCGCCAAUGUUCCCUUCGAAAGGAGGGUUUAGGGAGAUCAUGAGUUUCUUAACUCAUCCAGGGAAUGAUGAUGAUGAUGAGGUCGAAACUUCCUCUGAACAAAUCGACGAGUGGUCAUCAUCUCCAUACAUGGAUAAAUUGGCCAAGCGUAUUGUGAAGUCAACUGACAAUGCUCCGCGACUGUUUACACCUGACCGUGGACAGAGAGUUCAACAAAAAGGGCCUGAUUCUUUCGAUGUUGAUAUGGUGAACACUUUCCUGUCUAUAUUUUUGGCCAAGGGAAAGUUGAGCUUGGCUUGUAAAUUGUUUGAGAUUUUCACCGACGCGGGUGUGGAUCCUGUCAGUUAUACUUAUAACUCUAUCAUGAGCUCGUUUGUCAAAAAAGGCUACUUUAACGAGGCUUGGGCCGUUCUGUCGGAAAUGGGAGAAAAGCUCUGUCCAACUGAUAUCGCUACGUACAAUAUGAUAAUUCAAGGUUUAGGAAAAAUGGGAAGGGCAGAUCUAGCCAGCUCUGUUCUCGAUCGACUGCUGAAACAGGGUGGUUAUCUUGACAUAGUUAUGUAUAACACUCUAAUUAAUGCUUUGGGGAAGGCAGGGCGAAUCGAUGAGGUGAACAAGUUCUUCGAGCAAAUGAAGAGCAGCGGAAUAAAUCCUGAUGUUGUCACUUAUAAUACUUUGAUUGAAAUUCACAGUAAGGCUGGCCGAGUCAAAGAUGCUUACAAGUUUUUAAAAAUGAUGCUCGAUGCUGGAUGCACUCCUAACCAUGUUACUGACACGACUUUAGAUUAUCUAGUAAAGGAAAUCGAUAAAUUGAGAUACCAAAAGGCAUCGAUUUUGAAGGAAAAAGAUGAUCCUUCUUGAGGGGGUAAGAUUCUAACAGUCCAUGCAAAUGGAAUUUGUAAUAUAGUAAAGAAAUUUACCUGUAAGUUAUGGUUUGCUCUUGUUAGUUGUUACUCUGAUCAAAGGUAGUGUAUAUGGUUGCUGUGAAAUUGCAACGAUUAUAAUUUAUGCUCACAGAAAAGAAUUCUGAACCAUUCACAGAUUCAGUCCAACCUUUAAGGUUCAUUUACCCUGCAGUCUUGUUUCCAUCUUUGGGUAGAUAGGUCUAUUGAGUGGUCAGUGCCCACAAACUGCUGCAGUUAUCAUACAUGUGUUGUUUGCAUAUUCAAAGCAGUUAUCAACCAUAAUAAUUUUAGGAGCAUUUAUGUACCUAUGCUUAGUCUGCAUCCAAUCCAAAAUAUCUAGUUCUUUCCUACGGUUUUUAAUCCAUCCUUUUGGGAGCACUGCUUGCUAUCUACUUUCUACGUGCACUAUACAAUAUACAAAAUCGACCACAUCAAAGUUCAGUAAUCUGUAUCGAUUGGGUGCUUUAAUCUCAUAAAAACUAUUAUAGGCACCAAUAUCUCUAGUUUUGGAUACUGAACAGAUUCCGUAUGGAUCACACCGAGGUGUUUUUGUUUUUGACUGUGCCAAUUCUCAUAAACAUGCUACAUAAUCACUUGACAAUAUCUUCUGAAACUCUAUUUGGUGUGCUAUAAACUUCUAACUCGUUAUCAUCUGAUGAAAUUGAUGAUUUUAUGCUCUUUCCUGAUCUACUUAUCUCUUCUCCAGCUGAACAGUAAAAAGCAAAACGAUUGUUAAAAUGACUGCUCAAUCAUUUCAAACAUCGGAUAUUAACUAUUGGUCAGAAACCUUUUGGUACUACACCUUUCAUUUCAAACAAAACUAUUAAUAUCAUAACCCUUUUGCAUGCAUAAAUUAUAAAUAUACACUGUGCCAUUAAUGUUUGUAAUUCACGAAGAACUGUGAUGUCAACUUGGUUCACGGUCUUGGUUACUUCCAUAUAUUUUAAGUGAAUAACUAAUUCCCAAAUCUAAUGUUAUUCAUUUUCUUUGGCAUCCCAACUUUUCAAAACU